Aspergillus wentii DTO 134E9 is the source of this 1237-nucleotide messenger RNA. RefSeq lists its product as uncharacterized. Bases 236 to 1072 code for a protein of 278 amino acids. The record is from RefSeq and is a predicted model, not a curated record. Lineage: Eukaryota; Fungi; Ascomycota; Eurotiomycetes; Eurotiales; Aspergillaceae. The transcript is spliced from 2 exons.
CUUCAGAUGAGCCCUGGCCUGCUGAUUGGCCUGCCAUCCCAAUAGCGGAAACACAGCCGAUUAAGAUGGAUUCUGGCGAAUUUGUCAAAUGCAGAGGCUGAGGCCAGUGAGCCUAACGGGAGGCCUGACUGUGCUGGGCUAGCCCAGUCGCCAGCAGUCAAAGCCAACGUCUCGCGCAGCCUUUUCUCCGUCUCCUCUCCAUCAACAUCGUCCAGCAUAUCAUAUCCAUCUCACCAUGCGAACGACUCACCUCUUCUCGCUCGUCCUCUCGGCAUCGCUCACCAUCGCCGCAGACACGAAAUGCUGGUUCCCCGAUAAAGUGACCGAAGCGAAGGGCGACGUGCCGUGUUACGAUAGCAGCGGCGGCUCUCACUGCUGCGGCAAGACCGACAUCUGCCUCAGCAAUGGUUACUGCAUGGGUAUUGCCCAGCCAUUCGUGAUGGCGCGGGCUAGCUGCAGUGAUAAGAACUGGGGGGCGGAUUCGACGUGUAAAGAUCCAUGCUCGUUCUUGCCGAGUCUGUUGGGCGGAGGAUGCUCGCUGCCCAUGAUUAGCAAUAACGGUUCCGUCGCUCUAUACUGCGCCAGCGCGAUCGUCGAAAACUCAGAUGGCGUGGGCUGCGUCGAAAACCACGACCCCUUCACAGUCCCAUCGGCCACCGUCGUCCCCAACAAGGCCGUCCUCGCCAGCUCCGCAUACCAAUCUCCCCUAAGCACCUCGUCCUCCUCCGCCAACAGCAGCUCCGGCGCCGACUCCGGCUCAUCCAGAAGCAGCAGCAACAACAACGUCGCCAUCGGUGCCGGUGUCGGCGUUCCUCUCGGCGUCCUCGCCAUCACGGCCAUUACAUGGGCCCUCUGGGAACGCAGGAAGCGAUACCUCCUCCUCAACUCGCCGCAGGGCAUGGCCGCAAUCCCGGGCCAGCAGUACGACAUGGGCCCGGCAGCCAAGUACGCUACUCUCGGCAGUAAUGCGCAGGAAUUGGCGCCCCAGGCUCCUGUUCCGCAGGGCUAUGCUCCGCAGGGUUAUCCUCAGGGAUAUGUGCCCCAGGCACAGGAACUCGGCAAUCACCGCUGAUUAUGAUUUUAAACCUUUGUUUUUGUUGCUUUGUGUUAAAACUAUCUUGAUAUCCCCAUGACCUCUUCUAUUUCUUGUUAUAUAAUGGAUUAAUAUGCUAGUAUAUAAAAUGCUCUAAUAACUACCCUAAUCGGCAUUAUGCAUGUAAUGUCUCUGAAUAAAGUA